AUGGCGUUUUAUCCACUGCAGAUUGCUGGGCUGGUUCUUGGGUUCCUCGGCCUUGUUGGGACUCUUGCCACAACCCUACUGCCUCAGUGGAGAGUGUCUGCGUUCAUUGGCAGCAACAUUAUUGUCUUCGAAAGGAUCUGGGAAGGGCUUUGGAUGAACUGCGUGCGACAAGGCAAGGUCAGGUUGCAGUGUAAGUUCUAUGGUUCCUUGCUGGCUCUGCCACCCAUUCUGGAAGCAUCACGCGCACUCAUGUGUGUGGCUGUUGCUCUGUCCUUGAUUGCUUUGAUUCUCGGCAUCUGUGGCAUGAGGCAGAUCCAGUGUACAGGCUCUAACGAGAAGGCUAAAGUGUACCUUCUGGGUGCUUCUGGAGCUCUCUUCAUCCUGACGGGCAUCCUUGUUCUGAUUCCAGUGUGCUGGACAGCCAAUAUCAUCAUCAGGGAUUUUUACAACCCAGCUGUCCCAGUAUCUCAGAAACGAGAGCUGGGAGCAGCACUCUUUCUCGGCUGGGCAAGCGCUGCUGUGCUUUUCAUUGGAGGAUGUCUUCUCUGUGGCUUUUUCUGCUGCAACAGAAAGAAGCAAAGAAGAGGAUGCCCAACACCAGCGCACUGUGUGCCUCACACAGACAGGCAAAGGAACACGACCCGUGAGCCUCACACAGACAGGCAAAGGAACACGCCCCGUGAGCCUCACACGGGCAAGCAAAGGAACGAGAUGGCAAAUAAUAAGACCACCAGUUAUGUCUAG
Molecule: messenger RNA, 744 nt
Organism: Ochotona curzoniae (black-lipped pika)
Lineage: Eukaryota; Metazoa; Chordata; Mammalia; Lagomorpha; Ochotonidae
Gene: CLDN17
Product: claudin 17
Exons: 1
Coding region: 1-744 (247 amino acids)
Biological process (GO): cell adhesion; bicellular tight junction assembly
Cellular component (GO): bicellular tight junction; plasma membrane
Molecular function (GO): structural molecule activity
Source: RefSeq, a predicted model, not a curated record